CGUGCGUCUGUCAACAUGAGUGGGCGCUGCUGAGAGGAGAGUCGGGGAACUCUGAUGGAUCAAGUCUUGACCUGUUACCUGCGUUAAACUCAGUCUCCUCGGACCGAAAGUGGAAGGGCGCUUGCUUCGUUUGACUUGAGCAGGUUUGCACGUGGGACUUUCCGUGUCCUCGUCCGGGUAGUUUGUUUUCUGUGUGUUAGCGCUUGUGUGUUAGCUUUGAGGCUAGGUGGUCCACGUCAGGACACCCGCAUCCCUGCUCUUCUCUUCGGGUGUUUUGCCGGAGAGAAUUCCCCUCUUUGUUUGUUGACACUGACGCUGCAAAAGUAGUUCAGCAAGAAGAACAACCGGACCUUUAAUUACGAGUCGUAUUCAGCCGCUGCGUCUCCUCGUUAGCUUCUUCUCCAGGCUGGGAAUGUAUUUUUCCUCCACCGAAGCUUUUCAUUUUUAAUGUGAAGAAGUGAGUUGUAACUUCGAGACACAGUCUGGAGGACAUGGUGGCCACGCUGGUGUCGGUAUCUGGAGCAGGAGAAUGACAUUAGUGAGGAGAGGAUGCCACCAUCUUUCUAGUGCAUCGAUUAGCUGACCACCGAGGAGAGGACUCCGGACCAUUCAGCGAAGAACACGGUUCCUCUAGCUUCAAUGGCUCUCAACGCGGUGUCCCAGCCCGGGGAGUCGGCGCUCACGGCUCCAGGAGGGUCCCUGACCAACACGUCGUCGCCCUCCAGCCCCUCGCCAGGGACGGACAAUAGAGGCUGCCAGAAUGGAGCUCUGAUGGACUCGUUCGGGAUCUUCCUGCAGGGACUCCUGGCCAUGAUGGCCUUCAGCAUUCUCAUGUUGAAACGCUUCAGGGAGCCCAAACAUGAGAGGAGACCCUGGAGAAUCUGGUUCCUGGACACGUCCAAGCAGGCCAUCGGGAUGCUCUUCAUCCACUUCGCUAACGUCUACCUGUCCGACCUCACGGAGGAGGAUCCCUGCUCGCUAUACCUCAUAAACUUCCUCCUGGACGCUUCACUGGGCAUGUUGUUCAUCUACGCUGGAGUGCGAGCCGUCAGCGCCGUUGUCGAGUGGCGGCAGUGGGACUCUCUUCGCUUUGGAGAAUACGGGGAGCCGGUGCAGUGUACGGCCUGGCUGGGUCAGUGCAUCCUCUACAUCCUCAUCAUGAUGUUUGAGAAGAUCCUCAUCAUGUUGGUUCUUCUCAUCCCUCAGUGGAAGAAGCUGGCUCUCCUCAACCCCAUUCACAACGCUGCCCUGGAGCUUGCCAUCGUCAUGCUCAUUGUCCCGUUCUUCGUCAACGCCCUCAUGUUUUGGGUGGUAGACAACUUCCUCAUGAAAAAGCACAGAACAAAAGCAAAGCAGGAGGAGAGAGAGGAGGACUCCAGGGGGAACAGCAAGGUCCGCUACAGACGAGCGCUGUCCCACGACGACUCGGAGUCAGAGAUCUUGUUCUCAGCAGACGACGAGAUGGAUGAGUCGGACGAGGACGACGUCCGGAGGCUCACUGGUGCGAAGACGGUGAAGAAGAAGAAGCACCGUAUGGGAAUUCCACCAGGCGAGGUGAAGAAGAAGAAGCGACCGCCGAUGAAGGAGGAGGACCUGAAGGGCGCACGUAGCAAACUGGGCCUGAAGGGCGAGGUCAAGAGCAAGACCUAUGAGGUCAUGGCGGAGUGCGAGCGAGCGGGGAAAGUGGCUCCGUCUGUGUUCAGCGGGGUGAGGACGGGGACGGAGACGUGCCUGGAGAAGCCUGCAGCCAAACCUGCAGGGGGCAGCGUGUUCGGCAAGUAGGACCAUCUGGAAUCCGCCGACACAGAGGCCGCCUUGUUUGCAGUGGCCGCCCCGUCCUGCUCUUACACAACUCAGAGUUCAUGAAUGUUGCUGAUGUUUUUUAUACCCGAUUUUAAUAAAUAAUCAAGCGUG
Molecule: messenger RNA, 1914 nt
Organism: Synchiropus splendidus (mandarinfish)
Lineage: Eukaryota; Metazoa; Chordata; Actinopteri; Syngnathiformes; Callionymidae
Product: store-operated calcium entry regulator STIMATE-like
Exons: 10
Coding region: 640-1782 (380 amino acids)
Biological process (GO): activation of store-operated calcium channel activity; chondrocyte proliferation; chondrocyte differentiation
Cellular component (GO): nucleus; cortical endoplasmic reticulum; membrane
Molecular function (GO): calcium channel regulator activity
Source: RefSeq, a predicted model, not a curated record